Messenger RNA from Linum tenue, 723 nucleotides. NCBI's taxonomy places the organism in Eukaryota, Viridiplantae, Streptophyta, Magnoliopsida, Malpighiales, Linaceae. The record is from the annotation of a GenBank genome assembly.
AUCCUUACCUGUGCUGUGAUCCGACGCAGAGAUACCAAAAACCAACCUUUUCCCCCUUUCUCUUUCUACUGCUCCCAACACUGCGAUCUUCUACUUCCACGGCGAACCGAACAGCAAGGAACAGUGGCGCGGCGGUGGUCUGGUUUUGCGACUGAGACGAUGAUCGACGAUGGGUGGCGGUUGUGCGGCGACGAAGACGCGCUGGCCUGACGAUUCGGCGGUCCGACAACGAGAUAGGCUCGGCUGUUGUCUGGUGGCUGCGACGGUGUUGGGGUGGAGCCACGGAAACGGCGAGCGGCGAUGUGAGGCGUCGGGUGGUGUUGAUCAGGUCGACGGCGGCGGACUCGGGAGGGAGGAACUGAAGCUCCAAGGUGGCAGUGGUGUGGGUCGGCGAUUGACGGUGAGAUGACGACGGCGGCACGGUGGUCGCAGGCGGCAACGGGCAAUGAGGCGAGGAUGGAGCAGAGGAGGAGCGGGUCUGGUCUGAAGAACCGAACCGGUCUGUCCUGAUAUGUGGGCUGUUGGGUUCCAACUGUGGGCUGUGGCCCUUUCUGUUAUUUCUCUUUUGUUAUUUUCAUUUUUUAUGGAACGGGCUAGGCUGGAAGUCCAAUGUGUAACAGAAAUGGAUUGUAAUGGGAUGAUGAAUUUCAAGUGUUUAAACCUAUUAGGUUCGAACAAAAUUAUUUAGUACGAAAUUAACCCGGACAAAAAUGGGUGUCAACA